AUGGGAAUAGGGUCAAAAAUAGGUCUUUCACGAGUGGUUCGUUGCUUCCGCGAGCCACCAGCAGGGUUAGUUGGGCGAAUUUAUGGUCUUGGGGUUGAUUGUCUUCAUUCAUCAACUCAUUUAUGUCUCGCAGACCAGAAAGCUGCUUUGCUAGAAUUCAAGAACACCAUUUCUCUUUAUGGUUAUUGUGUUCAAUUUAUUUCCCCCAGGACAAAUACCUACAACGAAAGCACAGAUUGCUGUUCUUGGGAGGGAGUCAGCUACAACCAGUUGACCGGUCAUGUAAACGCCGUUAAUCUUAGUGGUAGCUGCCGUUACGGUUCUCUCCCUGCAAACACCAGCCUCUUCCAGCUUCAAGGACUCCAACGACUCCACCUUUCUGACAACAAUUUCAACGGCUCUAUCCCAUCAGAGUUAUUUCGUCAGUUAGUGAGUUUAACCCAUCUUAAUCUCUAUCAUUCUGGAUUUUCUGACUUAAUCCCACAUGAAAUCAGUCUCCUAUCCAAUUUGGUUUCACUGGAUCUUUCCAGUUAUUGCUUUCCGGCCAGCUUGAGAUUUGAUGCCCAAGCUUUUGACAUGCUUGCACGAAACUUAACCAAAUUAAGAAACCUUGCCCUUCAAUGUGUAGAUAUGUCUGGUGUUGCAGUCACUUCCUUCGUAAACUUUAGUUCAUCUCUGGGACGUUUGAGUCUCGGAGAUUGUCAAUUACAUGGGCAAUUUCCUAGUGAAGCUUUUCGCCUUCCAUACCUCCAACACGUAGAUUUAGAUUGGAAUCAAAAUCUCACAGGUUUUCUCCCUAAGACAUACUUGAGUCUUGCCCUUGAGUUGUUGGACCUUUCCUUUUGUAGUGGGUCAAUUCCUGCAUCAUUUGGAAAUCUCACUCAAAUCACCUUCCUAGAUUUUUCUGAAAAUAAUUUUGGAGGACAAAUUCCAGAUCAUAAAACAGUUUUUCGGACAUCAAGGUUAGAGGUUUUAGAUCUUUCCAAUAACAAGAUUACCGGCCGAAUUUCCAAAUGGGAAGCAGAAGGGGCCAAUUCUCUCAACUUCUUGAAUCUUCAAAUGCCAAAUCCACUACUAUUCUUGAUCAUAUUUUUUAUUUCAGAGAAUAAAUUGACCGGAAAUAUCCCUUCCCUGAUUUGCAAUCGGACAUCCCUUGUGGUUCUCGACUUGUCUAAAAAUAGCUUGAGUGGAACUAUUCCAGAAUGUCUUGGAAAUGUCAGCUAUGGUCUCCAGUUCUUGAAUUUGCAGAUGAAUAACUUUUAUGGCGAAAUCCCUGAUUCUUUUAUGAAUAAUAUGUUGAGAAAUCUUUUACUCAAUGACAAUCAAUUGGAAGGAUCACUGCCUCGAUCUUCGGCUAACUGUAGUUCUUUGGAAGUUCUCAAUUUGGGGAACAACAAAUUAACUGAUACCUUUCCCCAUUGGUUAGCUUCACUUCCAAGGCUGCAAGUUCUUAUCCUGCGAUUGAAUAGAUUGCAUGGUUCUUUGCCCAAUUCCAUAGCUUCUUCUGACUUCUCCACAUUGAGAAUAAUUGAUCUCUCUGGAAAUGAGCUCACUGGCCCCUUGCCAACAAAUUUAUUCCAAAAUUUGAGAGCAAUGAAAGAUGUACCUAAAAAGCCCCUGUCGUAG
Messenger RNA from Durio zibethinus, 1626 nucleotides. The record is from RefSeq and is a predicted model, not a curated record. NCBI's taxonomy places the organism in Eukaryota, Viridiplantae, Streptophyta, Magnoliopsida, Malvales, Malvaceae.